Messenger RNA from Anguilla rostrata (American eel), 3898 nucleotides. RefSeq names its product adiponectin receptor 1a (gene adipor1a). Gene Ontology annotation, molecular function: signaling receptor activity. Gene Ontology annotation, cellular component: plasma membrane. The transcript has 9 exons. The coding region runs from base 287 to 1387 and encodes 366 amino acids. Gene Ontology annotation, biological process: adiponectin-activated signaling pathway. The record is from RefSeq and is a predicted model, not a curated record. Lineage: Eukaryota; Metazoa; Chordata; Actinopteri; Anguilliformes; Anguillidae.
AGUCGCUUUCACCAGCAGAUGGAGUUCCUGGGUCUUUGUUUACGAGACAUCCCAAAACCAGAGGAAACGCGUUUCUGCUCGCCCGUGAUCGGAAGCUGAAACGGGGGAACAGACGCUUGUGUUUCGGCGAGAAUCGGGUGGGAUCCAAACAGGGUAUUACCCGCGUGGUAGAAGUCGAGACUCGCAGGAUCAUCGUCACGCCUUCACAGCCCGGGAUCGGACCAGGCUGGGAGCGGCUGGCCGCAGCGGGACGAGGGGCUGGGUUGAGGGGCUGCGGACGGUUCCCAUGUCAGCCCGUAACGGGUCAGCGAGUGAUGCAGAGUGCCGGAUCUCCGAGGAUGGCCCCGCCCUGGAGGACGUGGAGCUGACGGAGCUGGGACCUCUGAUGGAGGGGGUCACAGCGGAGGCCUCUGCCCUCCCUGAUGAUGAGGAGGAUGAAGAUGAAGGGGGGCGCGGGAUGACCCUCCCCCUGCAAGCUCACCACGCGAUGGAGAAAAUGGAGGAGUUUGUGUAUAAGGUUUGGGAAGGCCGCUGGAGGGUGAUCCCAUACCACGUCCUGCCCGAGUGGCUGAAGGACAACGACUACCUGCUCCACGGGCACCGCCCACCCAUGCCCUCCUUCCGCGCCUGCUUCGGGAGCAUCUUCCGGAUCCACACGGAGACCGGCAACAUCUGGACACACCUGCUGGGGCUGGUCCUGUUCCUGUUCCUGGGCACGCUCACCAUGCUGCGGCCCAACAUGUCCUUCACCGCACCCCUGCAGGAGAAGGUGGUGUUUGGGACGUUCUUCCUGAGCGCCGUCCUGUGCCUCAGCUUCUCCUGGCUCUUCCACACCGUCUACUGCCACUCCGAAAAAGUCUCCCGCACCUUCUCCAAGCUGGAUUACUCAGGCAUCGCUCUGCUGAUCAUGGGCUCCUUCGUCCCCUGGCUGUACUACUCCUUCUACUGCUCCCCUCAGCCACGCCUCAUCUACCUCUGCAUCGUCUGUGUGCUCGGCAUCGCCGCCAUCGUCGUGGCCCAAUGGGACCGCUUCUCCACCCCCCGGCACCGGCCCACCCGAGCAGGAGUCUUCAUGGGCCUGGGACUGAGCGGGAUUGUACCUACGAUGCACUUCACCAUAGCCGAGGGCUUUGUGAAGGCCACCACGGUGGGCCAGAUGGGCUGGUUCUACCUGAUGGGCGCCAUGUACAUAACAGGAGCUGGGCUCUACGCCGCCAGGAUCCCCGAGCGCUACUUCCCUGGGAAGUGUGACAUCUGGUUCCAGUCUCACCAGAUCUUCCAUGUCCUGGUCGUGGCCGCAGCCUUCAUCCACUUCUACGGCGUUUCGAACCUGCAGGAGUUCCGUUAUGGGCUGGAAGGGGGCUGUACUGAUGACACGCUGCUCUAAGGGGGGCGGGGGGGGGGGAGAGGGGCGUGAAGGAAGGCCCGCCCCCUCCUGGGGUUCCGUUUCGGUUUGGGACAAUCAAAUAAAGGGCGACCGAUUGUCGAAACAGGGGGAACAGAUUUUAAAAGUUGUUAACUCUGUAAAACUAAUAUAAAUGUAUAUGUAUAAGGAUUAGGUGUUUUUGCGGGUGUAAAUCUCUGCUGUAGUUCCUGUGGAGUGUGGUGGGGGGGCGUCGACGGACUUGCUUUUUUUGUGGGAGACGGUUAUCUGGCUCCACCCAUAAUGUUAACCCCUGAACCGCUGGUGAGCUUUGGCAGGCAGGAGUAGUUUAGCAGUUACUUGGUAAUCCCUGGGAGAAUGGUCCUCUUCGUACAAGGUGGGGGUUGGUGGUGGUGGUGGUGGGGGUGGGGGGUGGGGGGGGGGGGGACUGCCCUGUGAGCUUUCUGCCCAUCAGCAGCUGGUCCUGGAUCAGUCUAUCCAAACCCAUUUCUACAGCACAUUGUACAAAUGUUGUUGUGUAGGAGAAAACAACGAACUGAUUCAGGAUCAGUGCUUUGGAGCAGACUCAUUUGCACCUUCCAGUGGUGGAGACGGCUUUGUGUUUAGCCUCUUAGGCUGUUUAUCUUCUUCAAAAAACCAGGUGUCUUUUGUUACAUAAAUACUAGUUUGGUUCACCCUACUGAGGAAGAGGAGGAAAAGACAGACUUGAAAUUUAAAGACCUUGUGCAGUCGUUUGUGAUGAAUCGUUUCUCAUGCUGGUUAAGGUGAAGCAAAAUUAUGUGGACAUUAAAGAUGACAAUCUCUGUCUAUGUUUAAACCCCCUGAAAGGGCAUUACUUGUGUUGUAACUGGCAAAAAAAAAAAAAUGAUUGGCAUGGAUGGACAGAGGUUUCUCUGGAAUGGCCCAAUCCUUUGUAUUGGUGUGGCAUUCAGACCACUGUUUUUAAGAAGGUUCUUUGUCACCUCUGGCACCUUCAUUUACUGUACAUGUGUGCAUCCAUUGACUGACAUGAUCUUGUUUCAUUAUAUUCCAUACUUGUAAAAAGGGUAUUAAAAUCACUGCACAGGGUCUUUUGAGUGAUGGCAACCAACAGUGCACGUGGCCUUUAGAGGCCUGCAGUAAUAAUAAUAAUAAUAAGAAGAAUAAGAAUAAGAGUACCAUUAUCAUAGGUAAGAUUCAGAAGUGUGGCAUUGUCCUCGGGGGAAAUGCAGUUGUUGGCUGGACUCUGCUGUUGGUAGUGAACACAGUGUUCCUCCAGUGAGUGUGGAGUCAUGGAAACUGAGAAUGUGUGAAAUGUGAGCUGAGUAAGCAGACCUGGACCUUCGCUAAAUAAUGCAGAGUAGUGACGGGUUUUAGUGAACGCCAUCUAAUGAUAUAACUCCUACACAGAGAACGGCAACAUGAUGAUCCAAUGAUAUAACUCCUACAUAGGGAAUGCAACACGAAGAUCCAAUAAUAUAACUCCUACAUAGGGAAUGCAACACGAAGAUCCAAUAAUAUAACUCCUACAUAGAGAAUGGCAACAUGAAGAUCCAAUUAUAUUACUCCUACUUUGGGAACGGCAACACAAAGAUCCAAUGAUAUAACUCCUACUUUGGGAGUGGCAACACUUUAGGUUGGCCCUCUAACUUGCCAGAAGUUCUUAGUCAUUUAAAGUACACACUUCACACUGUUUAAUGACCCAGCUUCACUGUGGCUGGGCUGACAUGAAAUAUGGCAAAGUUGUGUAGCGUUAGAAUGCCGGUAGACCACAAGGUCCAUAGCCAUCUUGUAAAAUGGAGUCAUUUGAUUUUACGUAGAGAAGCAAGUAUUGUGAAAUGUCCAAGCUUACGUUGUCUGAUUAACCUUGAGGUCAGUGAAUUGGCACAAGUCACACUAAUCUGGCAUUAUAAUUAUUUUAGCAAAUUUUACAUAUUUUAGCAGGUUUUGCAUAUUUUAAUAUUUUCUUGUGCGUAUGCACAGUAGUAGUAAUAUUUGAUGGACAUCAUCAUUAUAUGAAAGCCUCUGCUGAAUUCUCAUCCAUAGUGAAGUAACGACUAUGUAUCAUUAAAUAUAAUGAAGCAAUGAACAAAAUGGCUAAAGUCUUGGCAAGUUUUAAAUCAUGUAGUUUGUGAUAAGUAUUUAUUUCUGUUAAUAUUCCUAUUACUCAGGCCAGUAGAAAUAGCUUUCAAAAAACAAAAAGAAAAAAAAAGGUGGUAGUGGGGGAGGGGUUAAUAUUGUAACAGCCAGGUCCAAAAUGUUUGAAACUAUUUUAUUUUCUCUUUCAUUCUUUUUGUUUUAACCUUUUUUUACUCUGGCACAAGAUGGGGUCAACUGUAUCCAAACUCAUUAUUAUUAUUAAGAAUUUUUCAAUUGCAGUGUGUUAAGUUUGUUAGCUUCAGGUUGGGUGUAGGCAAAGACAUCCAUUUCUGCACACAUGUUGAGUGGGGUCCUUUUGCACAGUCAUAUAUCAGAGUCUUGUUCACUUAAAUGUACUAUGUUAUAAUAAAUAUUUAUCAGUGCAAAACUGGGAAA